Neoarius graeffei (lesser salmon catfish) is the source of this 2190-nucleotide messenger RNA. RefSeq names its product bestrophin 1 (gene best1). Bases 1 to 2190 code for a protein of 729 amino acids. NCBI's taxonomy places the organism in Eukaryota, Metazoa, Chordata, Actinopteri, Siluriformes, Ariidae. The record is from RefSeq and is a predicted model, not a curated record. The transcript has 9 exons. Gene Ontology annotation, molecular function: chloride channel activity.
AUGACAGUGACAUACUCACGCAGGGUUGCCGAUGCCCGUCUUGGUACCUUCUCUCACUUGCUACUGCGUUGGAAAGGAAGCAUUUACAAGCUGCUGUACCGAGAGUUGCUCAUCUUCGUUGUGCUUUACUACAUCAUCAGUGUCCUCUACAGGUUCCUCUUGGAUGAAGGGCAGAGGAGGCUAUUUGAGAAACUUGCCAUCUACUGUGAUCAAUACGCACAACUUAUUCCUGUAUCAUUUGUACUGGGUUUUUAUGUGACCCUGGUUGUAUCUCGCUGGUGGGGGCAAUUUGAGAGCAUCCCAUGGCCAGAUCGCUUGGCAGUGUUGGUGGGCGGGCAUGUCCGGGGGGCAGACGAAGGUGCCAGGCUGAUCCGCAGGAGUCUGGUGCGUUAUGCCAACCUGUCUGGCAUCCUCACAUACCGCUCCAUCAGCACUGCUGUUUAUAAGAGGUUUCCCACCAUGCAGCACCUGGUACAAGGAGGACUGAUGACAGUAGAGGAACUAAGGCAGCUGAAAGAACUGCCGUCUCCUCAUAAUAAAUUCUGGGUUCCUUGCAUGUGGUUUGUGAAUCUGGCACUGAGAGCACGGACAGAGGGAUGCAUCAACAAUGACGUUGCCCUCUCUGCCAUUCUCAACGAGUUAAAUAUGUUGCGCUCUCAGUGCAUGAAGCUGUACAGUUAUGACUGGAUCAGUCUGCCACUUGUAUACACUCAGGUGGUAACUGUGGCUGUAUACAGCUUCUUCUUGGCUUGUCUGAUUGGUCGGCAGUUUCUUGACCCUGCUCAGGGCUAUCAGGGCCACAAUCUUGAUUUCUUCCUUCCUGUCUUCACACUUCUACAGUUCUUCUUCUAUGUUGGCUGGCUCAAGGUGGCAGAGCAACUCAUCAAUCCAUUUGGGGAAGAUGAUGAUGACUUUGAGACAAACUGGCUUGUGGAUCGCAACUUACAGGUGUCUCUGUUGUCAGUUGAUGAAAUGUAUGAUCUGCUUCCGAUGAUAGAGAAGGAUAAAUACUGGAAUGAAUCAGAGCCCCAGCCACCCUAUACAGCAGCCAGUGCUGAACACCAAAAACCCUCUUACAUGGGCUCUGCUCUGGACAUCAAUGUACCUAAAGAAGAUAUGGAGUUCCAGCAUAACCUAGAGCAGAUCAAGGAGCAUGAGGAAGCCAACCACUCCACUCCUCUUCUGGGCAGCCUGACUCGUUUGCUGGGUGUGCAGUCACCUAGUUUUCUCCGCUCUUCUACUUCUUCUUCUUCUAGAGUUUCUCUUCUCCGUCGUCGCCCACGUGCUCCUUUCAGCCGCUUCCCUCUCUAUCUGCAUCCUGAAGCCCCUGUGGCACACAGCCAAUACCAAAAUCCACCUGAAUGUGACAUGGCUGAGUAUGCUUUUUCCUCUAUGUCUCUGUAUGAGAGACCUGGUUUCUAUAGUUGCCCACAGACACCCAUCCACUGUGUGCCCCCGCCUGUUAAUCGUUCCCGCCCACCCCGCAGGGCACAGGGUGACCUGGCACACAGCACCAGUUCAUUUUCUCACCCUCUGCUGGGCUCACAGAUGUUGUCUCCUGAUAUGCCAAGCCGUAUGCCCGGUUCCACAUCCUUAGGCCUUCCUGGGAUGGGAGAAGAUGGCUCAGAACACCCUUGUGUGUCCACAUUCUCCUUCCCUGAUCCUGUGGCAGAGACAUGCCCUCCAAGCAAACUGUGGCUGAAUCAGGCGCUGCUGUCCCAUUGUCCCCCACCUUCUUGUUUCUCUAUGGACACUCCUCCUCCAACCGAAGGACAGUUGGGACCCUUAAGUGCCUGUGCGAUGAAUGGAGGUGGAGAGAGAGUGUUCUCCUUCACUCCUCCCAUAUGGAACCCCAUUCAGGGCAGCAUGAGCUCAGGGUGCAUAAAUGCAUCCAGCACAUCCAAUAGCAACACCAACAACACCAACAGCAGCACCGGUAACCUGUGUAAUCUCACAGGUCUUGCAUGUGGCUCGAGCAGCAACACACGACUCGUCAACAGAAGCACUAUGGCACUGACUAACUCAGCCAGUUCCAUCACUCCUACUACUGCAAACACAACACAACAAACAGCCAGUCAACACAAUUCCCCCAAGGAUUCUGGGAUCUUGUUAUCUGAGAAAGAUUUAUUGGGAGAGUUAGUGGUGCAGAAUGGGACUGUGAGACCAAAUGGAGCGAGGGAACAGUUCUGA